Caenorhabditis bovis is the source of this 888-nucleotide messenger RNA. NCBI's taxonomy places the organism in Eukaryota, Metazoa, Nematoda, Chromadorea, Rhabditida, Rhabditidae. The record is from the annotation of a GenBank genome assembly.
AUGAGUUCGGCAAAGACGCUCGUGAGCAUCGCCAGCAUUGGCAGCGGCAUCGCUGUCGUCGCUUGCGUGUUGACCGUUGGAUACAUCUUCAACGACAUCAACUCGUUCUAUGAUGACGUCAUCGAUACGAUGGCUGAGUUCAAGCACAAUGAGCAGGGCGCGUGGAACUCGAUGGUCAAGUCGAACGACAUCUUCGGAAGAAUCAAGCGCGGAAUCAACAAGCGUCAGGCGCAAUGCAACUGCGGAGCGCAGGCGAACGGAUGCCCACCGGGACCACCGGGACCACCAGGACAGCCGGGACAUCAAGGAGAGCCGGGACAUCCGGGAGAGCCAGGAAAGCCGGGAGCCAAUGGAGUGACGAUCGGACUCACCGGCGGCAACGGACCGUGCAUCACGUGCCCAGCCGGAGCGCCAGGACCACAGGGACCAGCUGGACCAGCCGGACCAAAGGGACCCGACGGACAGCCGGGAGCGCCAGCCAUCGGCGGAGGACAAGGACCACCAGGACCACCAGGACCAGCUGGAGACGCCGGAGCGCCGGGAGCGCCAGGAAACCCGGGAGCGCCAGGAAACCCAGGAGCGCCAGGACAACGCAGCCGCGGACUCCCGGGACCAGCCGGAGCCCCAGGACCACAGGGAGCCCCAGGACAGCCGGGAGCGCCAGGAAACGGCGGAGGUCAGGGACCAGCUGGACCGGCCGGACCACCAGGACCACCAGGACAACCAGGACAGCCGGGACAAGACGGAACUCCAGGAGCGCCAGGAAACCCGGGAGCGCCGGGAGGCGACGCCGCCUACUGCCCGUGCCCGGCCAGAUCGGUGGCUGUCCGCAGACACCGCAAGGUUGUCCGCAGACACCGCAAGGUCGUCAAGGUCGCCAAGGCCUAA